AUGCCUAGAAAAAGAAAGAGUUUUUCUGUAAGUCCUCAAAAGAAAACUUCAAGCCCCAGCAUCCCUGUGGCCCUUUCAUCUUCUGCUACGCAUCCUCUUUCAACAAAAAAAAUGAGCAAUAAGAAGAAGGAGAUGCUCAGGAGUAUGUGUGAGAUGUUCCCCAACCUGGAACCUUCCUUGGUAGAAAUGGUGCUCUCUGAAUAUACUGAAAUUGAGGUGGUGAUGGACUAUCUAUUGGAGCUCUCAACAGUUGCUAAAGGGGAGUCUCAACUGGAGUUGACAGGUUUUGAAAAGAUUACAGCUUAUUUGGAUGGCUUCCACAUUAAUUCACAUAAUCCAGAAAAUGAGGACACUGUAACUGACAAAGAAGACGACUACCUAGAUGACUCAUGCAUAGAUGAGCCUGCUUGCAAUGACCUGGAUAUGUUGUUAGAUGAAGCACUGGAUAGGUAUGGCUUAACGAAUCCAGAAGACAUUUAUAGCACAGUGCAAUCUGAGAGCUUAGUAUCGGAAGCAUCAACCAGUGGUAUUGUGUCACAGCAGGUUCAGUCUGCAUCACCUGGGAAUACCUCAUUCCACACAAAGUAUAUGGAAACCAUUACUCCGCCUCAGAUGAGCCUGGCUACGGCAGAGGAUUUGCAUUUGUGUGAUUCACCGCAUGCUGUUACCAUCUCUAGUACAUCAUCAGUUCAGCCCGAAGUAACUAAGCUGGAAAUGACAGAAGCUGGUUUUAAGACUUUACCAGAACCAAUUGACAUUUUGUUUCAGAAUGAUAAGAUUGGAACUUCAAGUUCCCAAGGACAUUUUGCAAGCAGUGAAAUACCUGCUGUUCAGAAACUUGAACAAGAGAACAUUCAGUCAGUAUUAACGGCAAAGUCCAAUGUACCAAGAGCUUCUCCAAAGUCACAGAUUAAAUGGAAUCCAUUGGCAUCGACAUUCUUUCCAUCGUCCAAUCAACAAGGCUCAUUCAUCACUCCAGUAGUUGCUAAACCUGUGCAAUGGCCAUAUGCUGCUACAAUACAACCUAACGGAAUCCUUUAUAAUGCUCAGGUGCCCUCUGCAUGUGUCUGGAAUCCAUUUCCUCAAACACAUUGGACUGCUGUGAAGCCCAUGCACGUGCCUAAACCCAAACCACAGCUUAGUGCCCAGAUCCCCAAAAACAUGACACGUUUGGUAGGAAAAGUGCUAAUACUGUUGAGAGGUGCCCCAGGAUCUGGGAAAUCUACUAUGGCAAGAAUGUUAUUGGAACAGAACCCAACUGGUGUUAUUCUAAGCACUGAUGAUUAUUUUUGUCAAAAUGGUCAAUACCAGUAUGAUGUAAACUGCCUGAGUGAGGCUCACGACUGGAAUCAAAACCGAGCUAAAGAUGCUUUUGAGAAGAAUGUGUCACCGAUUAUGAUAGACAAUACCAACUUACAAGGAUGGGAAAUGAAGCCAUAUGUCUCUAUGGCCAUGAAAUACAAAUAUAAAGUAACAUUUCGUGAACCAGACACAUGGUGGAAAUAUAAACCCAGAGAGCUUGAGAGGCGUAACAAUCAUGGUGUAAAGAAAGAGAAGAUCAUAAAAAUGCUAGAAAAUUUUGACCGUGUUACAGUGAACUCUAUUUUAAACCUGUCAGCUGCAAAGAAGCCUGAAAGUGCUGGUAUCGGUCAGCUAAAGCCAGAUGAAAGAAAUGGGCCCAGCAAUAACUUGGUUACAGAAGUUGAUCUUGCUACAACAGAAGCCAAAAUUCCUUCUAACUUAGAAGCAGCAGCAGCCAAUGCAGAUGAAAGCAACAUCUUACAUGAAGCAAGAAAUGUUCCUGAAAUCUCACUGAAUGUAUUAGAAUCUAGAAAAGAAAACUUAAAGAAUACAGAUGACGAACUUGAAACAUAUUCAGAUGAUGAUCAGUGCCUAGAAGAUAUUUCUAUUGAAAAUCGUCCUUACAGUAUUAAAAAUGUAUCCACUGAAAUAUGUGCACAGGAGGUAAUCACAGAUGAAGAGGUUAAUUUAGAUGUUGGUUGCAAUUCAUCACAGAUGGAUGAAAGAAAUGACCCUCUAAGUUUUGUUGGGGACUGGCCCGUGGAGCAAACGUUAACUCAGAGGGCACCAAGAAACAGAAAGAAGGCAAAGGCAAACUAUAUGUCUGUUCAGCACCUUGCUGAAGAAGAGGAAACUUUAGAUUGUAAUUUGGAGCAAAUUGUUGUCAAUCCUGAGCCUGCUCCAAAGGAAGAAGUUGCUUCCUUAAAGACCAACUUUGAAACUGAAGCUUCUGUAGUCAGUCAUUGUGAUGGAACAGACUUACAAAAAUUAGAAAACCAAUUAUAUGCAAUUCCUGCUUAUAUUAACAAUGAAAAUAAAGCUUUGGCAGAACACAAGGCCAGUGCCUCUGGUGUUACAUCCUCUGAAGUUCUACAGAAAGACCUGCCAGUUGCUGUAGAGAAUAUAAAUCUAGAUAUUUCAAGUGUUACAGCAGAUGUGGAAGUAAUGACAAGACCAAGCAAAAGCAGUAGUAAAAAAUGCCAUUUGGCUCUAACCUUUAGUAAUACUUGCUCCAAUUCCUUCAGGACUGAUGGAACGGUAUCUCCAUGUAACUUGAUAGAAGCUGUAGACCAUAGUAGUGCUGGAAUCAUUGCAUGCACUCAGACUGAACCUCAUGAAUUUGCAAUAGCAUGGAGAGUAGAGAAGAGAAACAUGGAAGUCCUAGAGUCUUUAAAGGUUCUUACAGGAAAAGCUGAUAGAUUUAAAUCACAGCCUUUACAAACUAAUGAAUACUCUCAAGAAAAUAUACCUUAUAGAAUGAUGCAUCACAAAAGUACCUUUGUAGCAGAAGAUGACAUAAUAUGUCUACAAGAUGAAGAUAGUCUGCAAAUUCUUUGUAAGUUGUUUAGGUCCCUAUCUUUUGAUGUGCUAAAAGAUCUUUUUGAAAGGUGCAAUAAAGAUCUGGAAUGGGCAACAAAUUUGCUUCUUGAUUCUGGAGAAAAAAUAUAUAAAGAUGAAUGCGAUCAAGAAGAAUUGUUAAAACCUGAAGAAGAAAACUGUGAACAUUUACAAAAUGAUGGCCACUUAGAGGAAGGGACUAUAUAUCCUGAUGGCUCUCUGCCAACUGAUUCUGAACUAACUGAAGAACCGUCUGCAGAAUUUAAAUUGAAUGAUAACAGUAUUGAAGACAGCAGUGGCAUAGCUUUGGUUAAUUGUACUCCUAUUAAUAAUGUGUCCCUAGUUGUUGCUGACGAGUUAAAGAAUAGCAAUGUGUUAUCAUCUGCUGAAGUGAAUGGAAUUGCUAACCAGUGCAUGAUACUGGACAGUGUUCAACCUGACCAAGACACAGUACCGGAUACUACUGAAGCUCAUAUAAUGUGGUCUUCCAGUUUAGAAGGGGGGCAGUUUAAUUCUCAAGAUUCAACUGUCAAUAUGAAUAUUGAAACCAAUAAUAUCUUAAAUGAGAAAACCAUCAAGAAAGAAAGUAUCCAGGAAUUUAAUUCUCCUAUUGAUGAAGUGCUAUAUGAAACUGGUGACAGUCAAGGUGAUAUCCCAACAGAUGAUUUGUACAAAGAUCAAGAAAAUACUGACGUGUUACCUGGAAUUGUAGAGAAACCACAAAAUAACUCCUUUUCACAGCCCAAGGAGCCCCUAAAAUUUGACUAUUUAGAAUUAUCUUUACCUCCGGAGCUUGCCUUCCAACUCACUGAAUUGUUUGGCCCUGUUGGAAUCGAUCCAGGCUCUCUAACUAUUGAGGAUUGUUUGGUUCCUAUAGACCUUAAAUUGGCGGAAGCGAUUCAUAAAAAGUGGAAACAAUCAAUAAUGGAGAGGCAUAACCAAGAAGCAUUAUCCUAUCAACUCCUGCUUGGAGACUUUUCAACAAAUGACCACAUCAUACUGGACAGUCUUCUUCAGGAACAGGAGUCUAGGCUGGCUGGACAUAAUUUAGUUGUUACACAGAGAGAAAAAGACAUGUUUCCAUUCUUGGACCAGUGGAAUACCAGAACAAAAAAGGUUUCCCUGCGGCAGAUCAUGUCAGAAGAAAUGGCGUUACAGGCUCGGGAAGAUUUGAAGAAGCCUCUAGCAUCGACAAACUGCGCUGUGAAAAUGAAGGAGAAGCAACUCUUGGAAUUGUUUCCUAAUUUAGAGCAAAAUCUGCUUAUGGACAUUUUUAAAGAAAACAAUUAUUCUUUAGAGAAGACAGAACAGUUCAUCAGCUCAGCACUAGAAGCUGAUCCUGUGCAGAAUGUUGUGGCUCCGGGGUUUAAACAGGAAGUGCCCCCUUCAACUGACCGAACAAAGGAAAAGAGAGCAAAAGCAGACAAGGAAGAUCUCAGUGAACGCUACUUCCAGGAUUUGGAAUACCCAGAAUAUGAUGACUUCAGGGCUGCAGCCAUUCUGUAUCAUAAAAAGCAGCAGGAGAGCUACAGGAAAGCAGCGGAAGCUCACAACCGGGGAAUGCAACAAGUUGCAACUUUUUAUGCGCAACAGGGCUAUUUGUAUGGGCAGAAGAUGAAAGAAGAAAAUCGCAGAGCAGCUGUGCAGAUCUUCGAAAGGGCUAAUGAGUUCCUCCUACCAGAGAAUAUAUUAGAUUUGCAUGGACUUCAUGUGGAUGAAGCUAUGAAACACUUCCGCAGAGUCCUGCAGGAAAAGACAGAAGAUUAUAGACAGAAUGGUGGCAGCCCACACCUUCUUCUGAUAACGGGAAGAGGGAAUCGUAGCCAGGGAGGUGUCCCACGCAUUAAACCAGCAAUCGUAGACUACCUCACAAAUCAUGACUACAGAUUUCAGGAGAAGACACCAGGCGCCCUACGCAUCACACUGAAAUAAAUGGAUGUAUGAAUUAACCUGAAUACAGUUUUUACUGUAAACUGGAGAGUUUU
Messenger RNA from Nanorana parkeri, 4844 nucleotides. It is a transcript of the gene N4BP2, whose product is annotated as NEDD4 binding protein 2. The record is from RefSeq and is a predicted model, not a curated record. NCBI's taxonomy places the organism in Eukaryota, Metazoa, Chordata, Amphibia, Anura, Dicroglossidae. Gene Ontology annotation, molecular function: ubiquitin binding.